AUGCUCGUCACACUUAAGCGGAACUAUCUGGAGCAAACACUUCAAGCAUCUCGGACAUAUUUUGCUGUAACACAAAACAGUCCGUUUGGGCUCGGAGUGUCCCUCAACGACAUGUGUAUGCUAAAACCAGAUCCACCUGCUCUUUCGAACACUUUGUUUGCCUGUAAGUAAUCAAACAUCGUUGAAAUGAUAUUCUGUACUGUGCUGAGAGAUAAACCGGCUCGAGUUAAACGUUUAUUUCUGGAGCUCGUCCUUCACUCGUUACCGUUAGCAUGUUUGAGUUAGCAUGACAACAAACUUGGAGCUUGAGUGUCAGUUUUUCUGCAGCACUUUAGGACUUGAUGUGGUGUAAACAUCGUUUAUGGAUCUCUUGUUAUGGCUUACUCAGUCCUGCAAACGUUGGGGGAUUGUAUUCUGUAGUUUAUAUAAGGUAAAGUAAUCAACUGUUCAGACCACGUAACACCUAUACAAAGGUUACAUCAGGAGAGAGUUUAAGAUGACCCCUUCAAUUCAGUUCACUUUAUUCUUCUGGUUUUUUUUAACGACAACUCAGAGAUAAGAUCCUUGAAAAGCAAGAAAAAACAAUUAUUCAUCAGGUUUCAGGAUGUCCGUGGAAAAGACUCAAAGGGUUACAAAUGAGAGUAUUUGGAGGCUGGUGUUUCGGUUAAAUUGGUAACCGUGUUAACUGACGACUUUGAGUCAAACGCGUCUGUGGUUGUCGUAGUUACAGGUCAUCAUGUCAACUUAACCUUACGCAAAAGUCCAUUAAAUCUAAAUUCAUUAUAGAUAGAUUAUUUUAACCUUGUUUUGUUUGAAAUUUAAUGAAUAUGAUUUUGUUAACUCGUGAAAAUCAGAAAUCCACAGUCUCAGAGUUUUUGAGUGUUUAUACUUAAAACCACAGGGAUGUUCAACUUCUGAAAAGCAUCUUUAUUCAGUGUGACAGCUACAUCUACUACAUCACUGAUUAUUUGGGCUGAUUAAGAACAUUUACGUAAUCACUGACUGAUGCAUCAGAAGAACACAUUGUGUCUGCAGACACUGCAGUUGGGAUGCAAUAAGAGAUGUUAGAAAUAGGGGUGGGGGAGAGUGGGGUAAGUUGAGCCACCCCCGGUUACUUGGAAACGGUAAAAGAAAUUGAUCAUGUGACCAAAUAUUUAGGAGAUGGGCAUCAAUUCAUGGAGUCUGUGAAGGUUAGAAGCACAUGGGUGAAGGGGUUAGACAUUUAUUUACAAAAAAAAAAAAAAACAUUUUUCCCUCUUGAAAGUGAAUUUAGUCUGUCAUAAGUUUGAUAAGAAUUGUGUUCAGACCAAAAAAGAUCAUUUUAAAUUUGUUUUAUACAUCAAUUGUGGUAUCUAUGAGCUACAACAUGAGGUCAAAAACCUAGAAUAAAAGUCCAACAUUUUAGCUUCGAGGACUAAUAAAGUCAUGAUAGUAGUUCAGGGAUAACUGAGAAAGUAAAUUAGUCUGAUGAGAGGAUCAGAGUUUCAGUUCAGAUUGUUGAAAUGUUUUUACUUUUUCUUUUCAAAAAUACAGAUCUGUGAAUGUUCUGAAUCACUUAAAGACAUUCUCAUGUUCAAAUGUUUUUUUUUACAAUACAGCUUUUUAGCAGUUUUAUGCAAUAAUAAUAAUGAGAAAUAUUGUACCUGUUGAAAAGUGUAUAAUAGAUAAAAAUACACAUGAAUGUGAAGAAGUGACUGUUAUUUAGGGAAAGAGAAGGUGAUGGAGGACUGGGGUGGACAGUGGGGGGGUUGGUAGGGAUAGGGCUCAACUUACCCCACCUCUAUGGUCAACUUACCCCAUACACAGGGUAAGUUGACCAUAGGAGACCUCUUUUUGUGGCAGGCUAUAUCAUCAAGACAGUUUUGUUUACACUCGUUCUUUGCAGGGAUGCAAAACAUCCUAAAAUAUAUGCAGAUACACUAAUUAGAGACAAAACUAGGAUUAACUUGAUGUAGUGAUCCGAAAUAUGAAAAAUGGCUCAUCUUAUCCCACUCUCCCCUAUACAGAAAAAAAACUCCUCCAUGCAGAUAUGACAUUGCAGAUUCUGGUGCAGUAGAUGGCAGCAUACACCUUAAAUAUUGGUUUAUAGUCUGCCAAUGAAACCAAAGAAGAAGAAGUGGGCACAAGGCUUUUGUGGACAUUAAGUGUUGUAAUAUAAACAAACGCUACUUGGAUGUUUCUCUUGGAUUUCUAUGUGCUGUGUCAGCUAAUGUAGGUCUAUAUGUGUGAGGUGAUGUUCGGGUCACCACAUGAACUGUUUUCAUUCUCAAUCUGUUCAAUUUCCAGGUUGUAGAAAAAGGAUUUCCUUGAGAUCCUUUUAG
Molecule: messenger RNA, 2321 nt
Organism: Xyrichtys novacula (pearly razorfish)
Lineage: Eukaryota; Metazoa; Chordata; Actinopteri; Labriformes; Labridae
Source: the annotation of a GenBank genome assembly